ACGAGCUGCUGCUGCUUAGUGGGGAGAAAAGCGUCGGCUCGGCUGUGAUGCCGCUGGAUGAUGGCUGCCUUCGGUAUCCUAAGUUACGAACACCGGCCUCUGAAGAGGCCACGGCUUGGCCCUCCAGACGUUUAUCCCCAGGAUCCAAAGCAAAAAGAGGAUGAGCUGACUGCUCUGAACGUAAAGCAAGGUUUUAAUAACCAGCCAGCUGUGUCUGGUGAUGAACAUGGAAGUGCCAGAAAUGUCAACUUCAACCCCUCAAAGAUCAGUUCCAACUUCAGCAGCAUCAUUGCAGAGAAACUGCGCUACAACACAUUUCCAGACACAGGGAAACGUAAACCACAGGUCAACCAGAAGGACAAUUUCUGGUUGGUCACAGCACGAUCACAGAGCUCCAUCAAUAACUGGUUCACAGAUUUAGCUGGGACUAAACCUCUCACACAGCUGGCUAAAAAGGUUCCAAUCUUCAGCAAAAAAGAGGAGGUGUUUGGAUACUUGGCCAAAUACUCUAUUCCUGUCAUGCGGUCUGCGUGGAUGAUCAAGAUGACCUGUGCUUAUCACGCAGCCAUCACCGAGACUAAAGUCAAAAAGAGACACGUGAUCGAUCCUUGUAUAGAAUGGACCCAGAUCAUUACCAAGUAUCUGUGGGAGCAGCUGCAGAAGGUGGCAGACUUCUACCGACAGUUCCCCAGUCAGGGCUGCAGCUCGCCACUGCCGACCAUGCCUGCUGAUGUGGAGACGGCCAUGAAGCAGUGGGAGUACAACGAGAAGCUCGCCAUGUUCAUGUUUCAGGAUGGGAUGUUGGACAGACAUGAGUUCCUGACGUGGGUGCUGGAGUGUUUUGAGAAAGUUCGACCCGGUGAAGACGAGCUGCUCAGACUCCUCCUGCCCCUCCUGCUGCAGUACUCAGGAGAAUUUGUACAGUCUGCUUAUUUGUCACGACGACUGGCUUACUUCUGCACACGGCGCCUCAACCUGUUGCUAAGUGACGGUAGCCUGGGCCCUGGCGCAGGAGGGCACCCAGCACACGGCAUCUUGACACAGCAAAGCAAUGCCCUGCCCCCCACCCCGACCUCCCAGCCAGCUGGAGGGAACCAGCCUCAGACACCUUUCACAGAUUUCUACAUUUGCCCACAGCACAGGCCUCUGGUGUUCGGCCUCAGCUGCAUGUUACAGAGCAUAGUGUUGUGCUGUCCCAGUGCGUUGGUGUGGCAUUACUCUCUAACAGACAGCAGAAACAAAACCGGUUCUCCUCUGGACCUCCUGCCCAUCGCGCCCUCCAGUUUGCCAAUGCCAGGGGGAAAUACUGCCUUCACACAACAGGUUCGUGUAAAGUUGCGAGAAAUCGAGGAGCAAGUUAAGGAGCGGGGCCAGGCGGUGGAGUUCAGGUGGUCGUUUGAUAAGUGCCAGGAGACCACAGCAGGUUUUACCAUUGGAAGGGUUCUUCACACCCUGGAGGUUUUAGACAACCACAGCUUUGAGAAGUCGGACUUUAACAACUCACUGGAUUCCCUCUACAACAGGAUAUUUGGUUCUGGGCAGAGUAAAGAUGGCCACGAGAUGUCUCCUGACGAUGACGCUGUGGUGACCUUGCUGUGUGAGUGGGCCGUGUGCUGCAAGCGCUCCGGCAGACACAGAGCCAUGGUGGUGGCCAAACUACUGGAGAAGAGACAGGCUGAAAUAGAAGCAGAGAGGUGUGGUGAGUCAGAGGUGGUGGAUGAGAAAGGCUCCGUGUCGUCCGGAUCCCUCUCCGCUGCAACUUUGCCGGUUUUCCAGGACGUUCUGUUGCAGUUUCUAGACACGCAGGCGCCCACGCUCAACUUGAACAGGGAAGUCCUGGUAUUGAAUCAUUUGCAUCGUUUUCCAGCGGAGCCCGGAAAUGAAAGUGAGCGGAUCGAGUUCUCCAACCUCGUCCUUCUUUUCUGCGAGCUCAUCCGCCACGACGUCUUUUCCCACAACAUCUACAUGUGCACGCUGAUCUCCCGUGGCGACCUGGCGUCCGACUCCCACCUUCCGAGGCCGCGGUCCCCGAGCGACGAGCACUCUGACGAAUCCGAGCGGAAAGAGCAAGACGUGGGCAGCAGCGUGAAGAUGGAGGACACCGGUCUGUCUGAGUCCAUGGAGAUCGAUCACAACUCUAGUGCUAAUUUUGACGAGAUGUUUUCACCUCCGAUGCACUGUGAGUCCAAGGGGAGCCCCUCCCCCGAGAAGCCUGCUCCAGACCUGGACAGUAAGAGCAGCCAUAAGGAUAAAGGCAUGGACCCCGCCUUCCCGCAGCUGUACGAUCAACCCCGACACAUCCAGUAUGCCACCCACUUCCCUAUUCCACAGGAGGAAAGUGCCAGUCACGAAUGCAACCAGCGUUUAGUGGUCCUCUACGGCGUGGGCAAACUGAGAGAUGAGGCGCGACACACCAUCAAGAAAAUUACCAAAGACAUCUUGAAGGUGCUCAACCGCAAAAGCACCGCAGAAACAGGAGGAGAAGAAGGGCAAAAGAGGAAAAGAAGUAAGCCAGAAGCCUUUCCUACUGCAGAAGACAUCUUCUCUAAAUUCCAGCACCUCUCCCACUUUGACCAGCACCAGGUCACCUCACAGGUGUCCAGAAACGUUCUGGAGCAGAUCACCAGCUUUGCCUUAGGGAUGUCCUAUCACCUUCCUCUCGUCCAACACAUUCAGUUCAUCUUUGACCUCAUGGAGUACUCCCUCAACAUUAGUGGCCUCAUAGACUUUGCUAUACAGUUGCUGAACGAGUUGAGUUUGGUGGAAGCAGAGCUGCUGCUGAAGUCCUCCAGCCUGGUGGGCAGCUACACCACUAGCCUGUGUCUGUGUAUCGUAGCUGUGCUGAGGAGAUACCACUCUUGUCUCAUCCUCAACCCUGAGCAGACGGCGCAGGUUUUUGAUGGACUGCGGAUCGUGGUGAAGUCGGGUGUGAAUCCAGCUGACUGCUCCUCUGCUGAACGCUGUAUCCUGGCCUACCUGUAUGACCUCUACACGUCUUGCAGUCACCUCAAGAACAAAUUUGGAGAAAUUUUUAGCGAGUUCUGCUCCAAAGUGAAGAAUUCCAUCUACUGCAACAUCGACCCGUCGGAUUCCAACAUGCUCUGGGAUCCGGUGUUCAUGAUGGAGGCUAUCGCCAACCCCUCGGCCCACAACUUUAAUCACUCCAUGGUGGGCAAAAUCCUCAACGACAGCCCGGCCAACCGCUACAGUUUUGUUUGUAACGUUCUCAUGGAUGUUUGUGUGGACCACCGAGACCCCGAGAGGGUGAAUGAUAUCGGGAUCCUGUGUGCCGAGCUGACGGCGUACUGCCGCUCCCUGAGCGCAGAGUGGCUCGGCAUUCUCAAAGCUCUUUGCUGCUCCUCCAAUAACGGAAACUGCGGUUUCAAUGACUUGCUGUGUAAUGUAGACGUCAGUGAUCUAUCCUUCCAUGACUCCCUGGCAACUUUUGUAGCUAUCCUUAUUGCCAGACAGUGUUUACUCCUAGAAGACCUGGUUCGCUGUGUGGCCAUCCCCUCCCUCCUUAAUGCAGCCUGCAGCGAGCAGGACUCUGAGCCAGGAGCACGACUCACCUGCAGAAUUCUGCUGCACCUGUUUAAGACGCCGCAGCGCAACCCUGUCCCACAAGAUGGCGUCAAGUCAGACAAGUCGUCUGUGGGGAUCCGUUCCUCCUGUGAUCGUCACCUUCUUGCCGCUUCACAGAACAGCAUAGUUGUUGGAGCAGUUUUUGCUGUCCUCAAAGCCGUAUUUAUGCUGGGUGACGCUGAGCUAAGAGGCUCGGGUCUGUCGCACCCAGCGGGCCUCGACGACAUAUCUGAGGGUCGCAAUGUCUCCAUAGAAACAGCCAGCCUUGAUGUUUACGCAAAGUAUGUUCUGAAGACAAUCUGCCAGCAGGAGUGGGUUGGAGAACGCUGCCUGAAGUCCCUCUCUGAGGACAGCAGCGCUCUGCAGGACCCGGUGCUGGUAAACAUACAGGCCCAGCGGCUCCUGCAGCUCAUCUGUUAUCCUCACCGCCAGCUGGACAGCGAUGACGGUGACAACCCUCAGAGGCAGCGCAUCAAACGCAUCCUCCAGAAUAUGGACCAGUGGACGAUGAGGCAGUCGUCUCUGGAGCUGCAGCUGAUGAUCAAACAGAGCACAAACAAUGAGCUCUACUCUCUCCUGGAGAACAUAGCUAAAGCCACUAUAGAGGUUUUCCAGAAAUCAGCUGAGAUGAACUCCAGUAACCCCUCAGGAAAUGGAGCGGCAGCCCAGGCUGGCUCUGCAUCCAAUAGCAACAGCACCACGAGCAAGAUGAAACCUAUUUUAAGCUCCUCAGAGCGAUCAGGCGUCUGGCUGGUGGCCCCAUUGAUAGCCAAGCUGCCCACAUCGGUCCAGGGCCAUGUCCUGAAAGCAGCCGGAGAGGAACUGGAAAAGGGACAGCACCUCGGCUCCUCCUCUCGCAAAGAGAGGGACAGGCAGAAACAGAAAAGUAUGUCUCUGCUGAGCCAGCAGCCGUUCCUGUCUUUGGUGCUGACCUGCUUGAAGGGCCAGGAUGAACAGAGGGAAGGCCUUCUUACCUCCCUCUACAGUCAAGUGCAGCAGAUUGUCACAAACUGGAGAGAAGAUCAGUACCAGGAUGACUGCAAGGCCAAGCAAAUGAUGCACGAGGCUCUGAAACUACGUCUGAAUCUUGUUGGAGGCAUGUUUGAUACGGUGCAGCGGAGCACCCAGCAGACCACUGAAUGGGCAGUUCUUCUCCUCGACAUCAUCAGCAGCGGCACGGUGGAUAUGCAGUCCAACAAUGAGCUGUUCACAACGGUGUUGGACAUGUUAAGUGUGCUAAUAAAUGGCACGCUGGCUGCUGACAUGUCCAGCAUCUCCCAGGGCAGCAUGGAGGAGAACAAGAGAGCUUACAUGAACCUGGUGAAGAAGCUCAGGAAGGAGCUUGGAGAUCGACAGUCAGAAAGUUUGGAGAAGGUUCGCCAGCUUCUGCCGCUACCGAAACAAACCCGUGAUGUCAUCACCUGUGAACCCCAAGGCUCACUAAUAGACACAAAGGGCAACAAGAUCGCCGGCUUUGAGAAGGAGGGCCUUCAAGUAUCAACCAAACAGAAGAUUUCUCCUUGGGAUGUGUUUGAGGGUCUGAAACACUCAGCCCCUCUCUCCUGGGGCUGGUUUGGAACUGUACGUGUGGACCGGAAGAUCACUAAAUUUGAGGAGCAGCAGCGUUUCCUGCUCUACCACACCCACCUGAAGCCCAAACCUCGCAGCUAUUACCUGGAGCCUCUCCCUCUGCCCCCUGAGGAAGAGGAACCCUUGACGCCUGUCCCUCAGGAGCCAGAGAAGAAGAUGAUGGAGACGGUGAAAGCAGAGAAGAAUGUGCCAGCUGUUCCUCCAGAGUCGAACAAGAAGAAGCCUAGCAAAAAGAAGAAGUCUUCCUCUACCAAAACAGAGGAUUAUGGGAAUCGUGCAACAGGAGGUGUGAACUACAUGCCAAACAUUGCCCCAGAGUUAAUGCAGAGCCACCCAUAUGGCAGAACACCCUACAACCCACAGCCCAUGGGCAUGUUGGCACAGAACCAACCCCUGCCUCCAGGAGGUCCAGGGUUGGAGCCUCCGUACAGACCUCCGCGUAACAUGAUAAACAAAAUGAUACCCACUCGACCCAGCUAUCCACCCAACAUGGCUGGUUUGGUUGGAAUUGACAAGCCAUACCAAAUGCCCUACAAGCCCCCACCUAGCAUGGCUCAGAGCCAGAACCCACGGCAGCAGUUAAUGUACAGACUGCAAAGCCAAGCUCAUGGACAGCCCAUGAGGCAAAUGGCUCCUAACCAACCAUACACGGCAAUGCAAGCCUCACAGUCUCAGAGCUAUACCUCAUAUGGACCCCACGUGGGCAUGAGUGGUGGAAUCCUUUCCUCCUCCCCCUAUGGGAACCAGAACUUCCAGAGCACCCAUCCUGGACCAAACCCCGCCGUGGUGGAUCCUCACAGGCAAAUGCAGCCGAGGCCUAAUGGAUAUGUUCUCCAGCAGGCUCCAGGCCCCUACGUGCAGAUGCCAACAACACCAAGGUUUCCUCAAACCCACCAGUCGAAUCCUGUCAUGCAGGGUCUCAGCCAAACAGGACCCCAGGGAGUGUAUUCUGGCUUGAGGCACAAUCCGAUGCUGGCAGAUCAGCAGCAGCAACAGCAGCAGCAACAAGCAGCGCAGCAACAGCAACAUUACAACAGACAAGUAGCACUCCGACAGCAGCAGGCUCAAGCUCAGCAGCAACAGCAGCAGCAGCAGCAGGUUCAGCAACAGCAGGUUCCUCCUCAGCAGCAGGUUUCACAGCAGCAGCAGCAACAGCAGCAGCAGGUUUCAGCCGUGGCUCCUCCAGGUCAAACACAGAACCAGGGUCUGAACAUGCAGCCACUGCCCCCUCAGCAGCCCAUGUUUCAUCGACAUGGGAUGCCACAGACUCAGCAGCUACAGCAGACUCAGCAGCAGCAGCAGACUGCAGCUCUGGUCCGGCAACUGCAACAACAACUUUCCAAUACACAACCAGGACAGGGCACCAAUCAGUUUUACUAAAAAUGUUAAUAGCUGUGGGGACAAGAGGUCUUUGUUUUUGUGGGGCAGCCAUGUUUUGUAAAAUAUAUCCAGUCCGUUGUAGGCAGGUGGAGCGAAAGACACAAAGGACCACCUUAAAACAACAAUGAAGAGCCAAAACCCACCUUAAUUAUAAAGGCAACAAUUAGAAGAUACCAAGACUUCAGAUGUGUAAUUAUCGUUUAUCACAAAUGAGUCUGAUGGUUAAAUUUUGGUUCAUUAAAAAAAAAAACUUAUGUAAAAAAAUACCACAAAUUAUAAUAAUGCAUUUUUUUUAUUUACCUUGUACAUUUUUUCCCAGUUUUGUGUACUUCUCAUUAAAAAUAUCAUGUCAA
Molecule: messenger RNA, 6905 nt
Organism: Nothobranchius furzeri (turquoise killifish)
Lineage: Eukaryota; Metazoa; Chordata; Actinopteri; Cyprinodontiformes; Nothobranchiidae
Gene: med12
Product: mediator complex subunit 12
Biological process (GO): regulation of transcription by RNA polymerase II
Cellular component (GO): mediator complex
Molecular function (GO): transcription coregulator activity; beta-catenin binding
Source: RefSeq, a predicted model, not a curated record